Hypanus sabinus (Atlantic stingray) is the source of this 1083-nucleotide messenger RNA. RefSeq lists its product as uncharacterized. The record is from RefSeq and is a predicted model, not a curated record. NCBI's taxonomy places the organism in Eukaryota, Metazoa, Chordata, Chondrichthyes, Myliobatiformes, Dasyatidae. The transcript has 6 exons. Bases 1 to 1083 code for a protein of 360 amino acids.
AUGACUCAGGGAGAUAAAAAGAGAGAGAGCUCGGCAGAGAAGCAGGACUUCUUGAGUAGUGAUUUCUGGAUUGCUGCUUGUGCCACCCGCCAGCUUCCGAACCAGCUUACCAUGCGGAUCCUUGACAAGGACUUGCUGAAUUCCACACGUGAUAACCUGGUGCAAUACGCACAAGGCGCAGGUUGGAUGUACAGGCCCCGCCCCGGAUCUCGGCACCAAGCAGUGUCCACUGCCUCUGAGAGGCUGCACAGACCCGCGACUGAAAUCAGUCCGACUCCUGAGAGUCGAGCACAGAGCUGCCGACUACCGACCCGAGUCCAGAUGUUGAUGGAAGCAUUGACUCUGUUCGUUACUAUUCAGAUGUUUCGUGUUUGCGAACCCAAGCCGUUUUCUGAGAGUCCGGCUGUAGUCACUGCACAUGUCGGUCAGCCGGUUGAACUCUCCUGUGAACUCACGUACCCAGUGGAGGUCGCAAGCAAUGUGUUGUGGUACCAACAGCGUGCGGACGAACCCCCGGUAGAGAUCAAAUCCACGGACUGCCGAAAGACCGGCUGUAGGACGACUUACAAAAAAGUCUCUGGCGAUCGCACAUCAGUGCUGGAAAUUCGGGACGUCGGUGUGGAGGAUUCGGGUUCCUACUACUGUUCUCGAAGGGAUUUGCUGCUUGCGAAGGGACCCACACUCCUGGUUGGAGACAGCUCCACCAACCGGACCUACAUCCUGGUAUUUGUCCCACUGUCUGAGAGGAACGGGUCGGUUCCCCUGGUGUGUCUGGUCGGCGGCCUUUCUUCCAUCCAUAUUGUCAUUUACUGGAACAUUUCCGGAGAGAUCAUGGAAGGAUGGAGCGAUACCGGCACGCUUGACCCUGACCUGAGUUAUAGUGUUAGAAGUCAGAUGCCAGUCCCAGUGGAAACCUGGAGGAGCGGCGGAGUCUGUACCUGUAUCGCACAGCUCGGUGGUGCGGGAAAGAUGAUAAUCAAGAGCGUGUCCCAUAUCACCAUUGAACCAGAUCAAGGAACCCAUCGUCAAUUGGCGACGCACCAAGUACACGACACUGUGGCUCAGGUACGUAUGGUGAUGUAA